This is a messenger RNA of Adelges cooleyi (spruce gall adelgid), 620 nucleotides long. Its product is annotated as rhodanese domain-containing protein CG4456-like. Gene Ontology annotation, molecular function: thiosulfate-cyanide sulfurtransferase activity. The transcript is spliced from 4 exons. Bases 91 to 447 code for a protein of 118 amino acids. NCBI's taxonomy places the organism in Eukaryota, Metazoa, Arthropoda, Insecta, Hemiptera, Adelgidae. The record is from RefSeq and is a predicted model, not a curated record. Gene Ontology annotation, cellular component: mitochondrion.
ACACUUAGUAAUUUUCUAGAACGCAGAUUCUAGUAGACUGUUGCGGUUACACGUCAUAAUCCAUUUGCAAAGACCACACCAACAAUAAUUAUGGACAAUAUAGAUUAUGACAAAUUGUUAGUGCUGAUUGAUUUGAGUACGUUAAUAAUAGAUGUUCGUGAAAAAAAAGAAUUAGCCGAAACCGGUGUGUUGCCAAACAGCAUAAACAUACCGUUGAGUGACGUAGGUAAUGCAUUAUCACUUCCGGCUUCGGAAUUUGCAGAGCUGUAUAAAAUUCCAAAACCAGACGCUGAGAAAAGUGAAAUUGUGUUUUCGUGUCGUUCAGGAGUUAGAAGCCAAAAAGCAGCCGGUCUAGCUCAAAAAGUCGGAUAUAAAAAAGUGUACAAUUACACGGGUGGUUGGAGUGAAUGGGCUGAAAAAAAUUUGGCCGUGCCAAAAAAUAUAUAACUGUUUUUGAUGGUGUGUAAUCGACCGCAAAUAAGUCUACAGUACACUUAGAAGUUGUGUCAUUAAGAAAUGGUGAAUUUUGAUUAAAAGAAACUUUUAAACUACCAUUAUUUAUAGUUUUUGUUUUAAAGAAUAUAUUUUGUUUUGUUAUAAAAUACAGAAUUUUACGAAUA